AUGCUCAAUUUACAUUAUCGGACAUUCAAGACGCUUGCAGCUCGUGCCAAUAUACCGGAGCCUCACAACACUAUGCAACCCACUAGCAGUGCUCCCCCCUUUAUUUCUGUUGCUAGUGCUUCCUUACCCUCUUUAACUGCAGAACAUCCAUUGGUGCAACAUUUGUACAUGCCUGCUAGGCUUGCUGGCAUCAAGGAGGGCCAUCCUUCUGUUACGUUGGGCAAUAGCCGCCUUGCCGUACAAGAUGUUCCUACAGAAGACCCAUAUUGCAUGCCAGGGGAGGGAGCACUUUGCGACUACAUGGGUCAUAGCAAGCAACAUUUUGUGGAUGACUACGUUGGUGUUAGCGGUGGUGUGGUGUCAUCACAUCCCCCACCUAUAUCAGGCAUUGGCCAUGCUGAAGGCCCAUAUUACACACCAUUGGAGGGGCCACUUUAUGCUGGACAAGGGCCUUUGCAUUAUCCUGGGGAGCAAGUACAUACAACAGCUGGAAAGGGAACCUCUCAAGAGCCUCCACCACCUCUCGACAACUACACCAGUAGUGGCCGUGCUGAAGACCUGUAUCACGCACCUGGGGAGGGGGUACAUUGUGUUGAAGAUGGUGCCAGCCACUAUCAGGAGCAAGGGAAUGUGACAGCUGUAAGGGGUAGCUCACGAGAGCCUCCUCCCCCUGUCAACAACUAUGUAGAUUAUUGGAAGGCCAGUACACUGACUAUUGAUCAAGAAAUCAGCUUUGCAAUGGGUGGUUGUAUCAGGGACAAUGGAAUGAGCCUUACACCUUGGAAAAUGCACACCAUGCAGGACUCGACCAAAAAUAUGGUCAAACAGCCCCAGGUGGUUAUGCGCCCUCAAGCCAUGAGGGUAUACAUCACAAAAAUAUGUGCAACAUUGCUGGCACCCUGCGCCCUUAAGAAGACAUACAUGGAUGUACUCCAGUACUCUAUCAAGGUUCUGGAGACCCCCCAGAGUACUCAGCGAACCACACCAUGGCAGGGAAAUUGGUACCAUGCAGGGCAUGGACACCAAGCAAGGGUAUUGCAGUUCCAUCUGCCACCUUAUCUUGCCUUGCCUGCUCUUGCCUUGCUAGGAGAAUAUUUGUAA
Messenger RNA from Serpula lacrymans var. lacrymans S7.9, 1101 nucleotides. RefSeq lists its product as uncharacterized. The coding region runs from base 1 to 1101 and encodes 366 amino acids. The record is from RefSeq and is a predicted model, not a curated record. Lineage: Eukaryota; Fungi; Basidiomycota; Agaricomycetes; Boletales; Serpulaceae. The transcript is spliced from 3 exons.